CAGUUACAUUCUAACUGCUCUGUAACGCGCACGGACAGCAGCGGAGGAGUGUGUGUGUGUACAGGAGUGUGUGUGUGUGUGUGUGUGUGUGUGUGUGUUUACAGGAGUGUGUGUGUUUCUGCGCGAGCGGAGCGGCUUUUCCUCGGCUUAAAAGACUGUGUGUGUGUGUGUGUGUGUGUGUGUGUGUGUGUGUGUGUGUGUGUUUGGGUGGUUAUCAGGCUGUAACUGUUCCCGAAUCAGGUUUAUGUGGAGUUUAUGGAGAGAAAAAGGAGCUGAACACCGAGACAAGAACUUCUGCCAGCCUGAGACCGAGAUAUUCAUCUACAGCAUCUCUAUAUCUACUGUAUACUGCACACAGACGGAGACAGGUAGAGAGAGACAGACAGGUAGAGAGACACGGGUGUGAUGGAGAAAUUAGUGGGUUCUGUUUAUUGGACUGUCCUGACCCUGAUCUGGGGUUGUGCUGUGAGUCCCUUUAACCUGGACACUGACAGUCCCUCAGUCUUCUCAGGACCUCAGGGCAGUUACUUCGGCUUCUCCGUAGAUUUCUUCAGUCCCACUGAUAAACUGCAGAACAUCCUGGUGGGUGCUCCAAAAGCCAACAGCUCCUCCUCUUCCUCAGUGACGGAGCGAGGUGCUGUGUACAGUUGUCCAUGGCAGUCAGGCGGGACAUGUACACAGAUAGUGUUCGACAACACCGAUAAUCGAGUAGAGAAUGGGCAACAGAUGGAGUUUAAGUCGAGUCAGUGGUUCGGAGCGACCGUGCGCUCAGACGGAGAACACAUCCUGGCAUGUGCACCUCUGUACCAGUGGAGUACGUACGGUUUUAAGGAACGUGAACCUGUCGGGACGUGUUUUCUGAAGAAAGGAUCCACAGUGGUGGAAUAUUCUCCCUGUCGCUCUGUUUCAGCCACGCCUGAAGGACAGGGGUUUUGCCAGGCUGGAUUCAGCGCUGAUAUCGUGAAGAAUAAACGAGUGGUGGUUGGAGGACCAGGGAGUUUUUACUGGCAGGGGCAGCUGAUCUCAGAUGAUAUCUCAGAGGUUCUCAGCAGACUCACUAAAGAGUUAACCACCAAAUACAGUAACCAGAUGGCCACCAAAUCCGCCAGCGCUCAGUACGACGACAGCUACCUCGGUUACUCUGUGGCAGUUGGAGAUUUUAAUAACGAUGGUGUGGAUGACUACGUCACCGGUGUUCCGAGAGGAGAGAAAGCCCUGGGCUACGUGAACAUCUUUAAUGGGCAGAACAUGGCCUCCACAGUGAACUUCACUGGCCUGCAGGUGAGGUAUAGAGUGUAUAUAGAGUAUAGUAUCCUGAGUCUGGAGGAUAAAAGCUGCACACUUCCUGGAACGAGCACCACGGUGUCUUGGACACGGGAGUGUGUUUGUGUGUACAGGAAGUUGGACCUGUUGGUUGGAGCUCCUCUGUUUAUGGAGCGUGGCUCUGAUGGGAAGCUGCGGGAGGUGGGACAGGUUUAUAUUUACCUGUCGAGUGGUGGCUUCUCCUUCCAGCCUCCUCUCAAACUGACCGGCUCUGAGAUCUACUCUCGCUUCGGCAGCUCCAUCACCAGCCUGGGGGACCUGGAUGGGGAUGGCUUUAAUGACGUGGCGGUAUCUGCUCCGUACGGUGGAUCUUCUCGGCAGGGGUUGGUGUAUAUCUAUAACGGGCGAGCCGGUGGGCCGGACUCUCAGCCCUCUCAGGUCUUAAAGGGGAAGUGGGCGUCGACCUCGCUGCCUCCCAGCUUCGGCUACGCCAUGCAUGGAGCCAUGGACAUCGACCAGAACGGCUACCCGGAUCUGGUGGUAGGCGUGUUUGGAGCUGAUAAAGCAGUUCUUUACAGAGCUCGGCCAGUGAUCAGUGUGAACUCCACCCUGGAUAUAACUCCACAGAUCCUGAGUCUGGAGGAUAAAAGCUGCACACUUCCUGGAACGAGCACCACGGUGUCUUGUUUCAUGGUGAAAUACUGUCUGAAGGCCAGUGGUAAAGGAGCGCCAUCCACCCUGAACUUUCAGGUGGACCUGACUCUGGAUCGUCUGAAGCAGAAAGGAGCAAUAAAGCGAGUGCUGUUUCUACACAACAGUUUAUCUCAGUACACCAAGUUUAUGAGAGUCACUAAUGGAGGAUCUCAAUCCUGCGAGGAGCUGCAGGCUUAUCUGAUAGAUGAAUCAGAGUUCAGGGAUAAGAUCACCCCCAUUUCUAUCUUCAUGGAAUUUAGUCUGGAUUACGCAAGUGCAGCAGAUAAAUCGGGUCUUCAGCCCAUCCUGGACCAGUCCAACCCAGCUAACGUCAUCAAGCAGGCCCAUAUACUGUUGGACUGUGGUGAUGACAAUAUAUGUAAACCAGACCUGAGACUGGAUGUUAUCAGUGAUCAGAAGCAGAUCUAUAUUGGAGAUGAUAAUCCUCUGACUCUGGAGGUGACGGCGGAGAAUCGUGGGGAGGGAGCGUACGAGGCCGAGCUCAGCAUCAUCAUUCCACCUCAGGCUGAUUUCAUCGGUGUGGUGAGGAACAGUAAGACCUUGUCACGGCUCUCCUGUGCCUAUAAGAGGGAAAAUCAGACCAGAGUGGUGUGUGAUUUGGGAAACCCAAUGAAAGGAGGAACUAAGAUCGUGGCUGGUUUGCGUUUUAGUGUUCAUCAGCUGUCAGAGCAGGACACAUCAGUCAAGUUUGAUUUGCAGAUUCUGAGCUCCAAUCAGUACAACAGCAGCAGUAACCUGGUUACCGUGGUAACGAAGCUAGCUGUGCUCGCUAAAGUGGAGAUCCGAGGUGCCUCUGCCCCAGAGCAGGUUUUCCUGCCCAUCGCUAACUGGCAGCCCAAAGAGAAUCCUGUGGUGGAGGACGACAUCGGCCCGUUAGUGCAGCACAUCUACGAGUUGAGGAAUAAAGGUCCGAGUGCAUUCUCGAAGGCCAUGCUGGAUGUGGAAUGGCCGUAUCGUUACAACAACGGCUCUCUGCUCUACAUCACCAAGUACGAGGUUGAUGGAGCCAUGAACUGCAGCACCGACAUUGAAAUCAACCCCCUCAACGUCACGAACCCCAUGUAUUGGAAUAAGAACGCAACCUUUUCCGGAGGCGACCGACCCGAGGGGCGUACACGGAGCCACGUUCACCGCCGAGACGUCCAGGAGCAGAGGGCUGAGGAGGGAGACAUGCUGACCCUGGACUGUGAGAAGGCUCAGUGCUUGAAGAUUAAGUGUCAGGUUGGCCGCUUGGAGCGAGGUCAGAGCGCAAUCCUCUUCAUCUACUCCAGACUGGCCGUGUCCACCUUCCUGCAGGCUGAUGUUCAGAACCACUCGUACGUAGUGAAAUCAUCAGCUUCGUUCAGUGUGAUUGAGAUGCCCUAUAAAAACCUUCCCUUUGACCUGCCAGUUAACAGCACAUCUGCAAGUCUCAGCGUGGUGUGGGUGAACUCUGAGCUGAUCCAGCCGGCCCCUAUCUGGGUGGUGGUGGUAGCUGUGUUAGCUGGACUGUUGCUGCUCGCAAUGCUUAUCUUCAUCAUGUACAAGCUUGGGUUCUUUAAGCGAGUGCGCCCCCCACAGGAGGAUGGGACUGAGAAGGAGCAGCUCCAGCCUCAGGAAAAUGGAGACAAGAACACUGAGACCUAAUACACUAAACCGUGUGUGUGUGUGUGUGUGUGUGUGUGUGUGUGUGUGUGUGUGUGUGUGUGUGUGUGUGUGUGUGUGUUACUGGCUGGUUUUCUUUCUCUACUGCACUGACAUGUUGAACUGUACCCCAGGCUGAUUGAUG
Messenger RNA from Silurus meridionalis, 3745 nucleotides. RefSeq names its product integrin, alpha V (gene itgav). Bases 406 to 3603 code for a protein of 1065 amino acids. Gene Ontology annotation, molecular function: integrin binding. The record is from RefSeq and is a predicted model, not a curated record. Gene Ontology annotation, cellular component: external side of plasma membrane; integrin complex. The transcript has 32 exons. Lineage: Eukaryota; Metazoa; Chordata; Actinopteri; Siluriformes; Siluridae. Gene Ontology annotation, biological process: integrin-mediated signaling pathway; cell-cell adhesion; cell-matrix adhesion.